Molecule: messenger RNA, 372 nt
Organism: Trichomonas vaginalis G3
Lineage: Eukaryota; Parabasalia; Trichomonadida; Trichomonadidae
Product: guanylate cyclase protein
Exons: 1
Coding region: 1-372 (123 amino acids)
Source: RefSeq, a predicted model, not a curated record
AUGGAUCCAGGUGAGUCAUCGAUUUCUAAGUCAGUACAGUCGUAUAGUACUUCAGAAGCCAGUAAAGAAAACUUAAUUCAAGGCAGAUCCUCUUCAUUAGAUAGAGUUUUCCCAAUUUAUUACUUGAUGAUGCAAAAAACGAAAAUACCGAAUUUCAUUCUUUAUUCAACAUCUUUAUUUCUGGUAUUUCAGAUCAUUUCAGUAACAUUUUGGAUCUAUACUGAUCCUUUCACAAGGACAAGUCCAAAAAUGAGAAACUUUUAUUUGAAAUUAUUUUCAAUAUUCGCUUUUGGAAAUCCAAUUGAUAAGGAUGAGUCAGAAAUGUUUGUUGCAUACAUAACUCUUGGUGUUUCUCUUUUCAUGAUUGCUUGA